Molecule: messenger RNA, 711 nt
Organism: Ahaetulla prasina
Lineage: Eukaryota; Metazoa; Chordata; Lepidosauria; Squamata; Colubridae
Product: histone H2B 5-like
Exons: 1
Coding region: 222-602 (126 amino acids)
Cellular component (GO): nucleosome
Molecular function (GO): DNA binding; protein heterodimerization activity; structural constituent of chromatin
Source: RefSeq, a predicted model, not a curated record
ACAAGCGCGACUCUCCAUGGCACAGCCAAUAGAAACGUUUUUUUCUUAUCCCCUAGAAAACCAAGCGUUUGAAAAAAAAGCGGCGCGCGGCGCGUUCCUCCCGCAGCCAAUAGUGAAGUAGACCUCCGAGCACCUCAUUUGCAUAAGGCUGCUUAUAAAUACGAGCGUACGGGACUCUGUGCCAUCAGUCCGCUAUUCCAAUUGGUAGCGUGCGUGUCAAGAUGCCCGAGCCCGCGAAAUCCGCGCCGGUGCCCAAGAAAGGGUCGAAGAAGGCCAUCACCAAGACGCAGAAGAAAGGCGACAAGAAGCGCAGGAAGAGCCGCAAGGAGAGCUACUCCAUCUACGUCUACAAGGUGCUGAAGCAGGUCCACCCCGACACCGGCAUCUCCUCCAAGGCCAUGAGCAUCAUGAACUCCUUCGUCAACGACAUCUUCGAGCGCAUCGCGGCCGAGGCGUCCCGCCUGGCUCACUACAACAAGCGCUCCACCAUCACCUCCCGCGAGAUCCAGACGGCCGUCCGCCUCCUGUUGCCCGGCGAGCUGGCCAAGCACGCCGUCUCCGAGGGCACCAAGGCCGUCACCAAGUACACCAGCUCCAAGUAGAGCGCAAGCUUGCCACCGGACCGCAGGGAAGACUUGCCUGCCAAUCCCCCCCAAAAAAGGCUCUUUUAAGAGCCGCUCACUUUCUUCUGAAAGGGCUGUAAGCGCGUUA